Plenodomus lingam JN3 is the source of this 171-nucleotide messenger RNA. Lineage: Eukaryota; Fungi; Ascomycota; Dothideomycetes; Pleosporales; Leptosphaeriaceae. The record is from RefSeq and is a predicted model, not a curated record.
AUGCAGUCCGUUUCCAGCGCAAAGGCAAACCCCAAGGUCCAUUGCACUUUCUGGCUGACGGUGCUUUAUCCGCUGAAGAAUCGAAGACGCCGCGCGCGCCAUCUAUAUCGGAACGCAGCAAUUUUUCCACACGAGACAAUGAUAACACAAAGCAAGGAGAUAGAUUCGUAA